CUCCUCCUGCCAGCAGGCGGCGCAGCAAGUCGCUCUGCCGGCUUUCCAGGAGUUUGCAGGACCAUUCUCCCGUGCUUUUUCCUAAACCAAGGUUUUGCAGUCCUGGCUACCCAGCCCUUUCCGAGGUCCGAGGUCCCAGAAACCACCCCCAACUCUGGCCCUUCAACCCAGAAAGUCCGGAUGGACCAUGCAGCAAGACCCGGGCGCUUCUUCGGUGUCUACUUGCUCUACUGCCAGAACCCUCGGCAUCGGGGCCGCGUUUACGUUGGAUUCACUGUCAAUCCUGCUCGUCGGGUCCGGCAACACAACGCGGGUCGCAAGAAAGGUGGAGCAUGGCGGACCAGCGGGCGAGGACCCUGGGACAUGGUGCUGAUCAUACACGGUUUCCCGUCUGCUGUGGCCGCCCUUCGGUUUGAAUGGGCCUGGCAACAUCCUCAAGCUUCACGCCGCCUGACGCACGUGGGGCCGCGCCUGCGCAGCGAGGCUGCCUUUGCCUUCCACUUGCGCGUUCUGGCGCACAUGCUUCGAGUUCCUCCGUGGGUGCGCCUUCCUCUAACACUGCGUUGGCUGCGACCUGACUUCCGCCAUGAACUCUGUCCAGCGCCACCGGCACACAUGCCCAUUGCCUUUGGACCACCUCCACCCCAGCCCUUAGUCCCAAAACGACCAGCUGUAAGCGAGGCUGACAGCGAGCGACAGCUGGAUCUAGGUACCAAGGCCAGAUGCAGUCUGUGUGCGCGUCUGCUGCAGGAUGAAGAGGGCCCCUUGUGCUGCCCCCACCCUGGUUGUCCCCUAAGGGCCCAUAUCAUCUGCUUGGCAGAGGAGUUCCUGCAGGAAGAGCCCGGGCAGCUUCUGCCCCUAGAGGGACAUUGUCCUAGCUGCAAGAAAUCACUACUUUGGGGAAACCUGGUUGGGCAGUGCCACGCGGACACAGAGGAGGAAGAGGAUUUGGAGUUAGAGGAGGAACACUGGACAGACUUGCUGGAGACUUGAUCCUAAGUGUCCCCCUGUACCUUUCCUGCUUCUCUCUUCAGUAACUGGCAGCUUUUACUUGAGCACCACACAAAGGCUGGGAUAAGGGUACCUUCUGAUGUUUUCUCAGAGCUGGGCGGGAAAGGAAGGCGUGAAGUGGAGGCUUUGGCCUAACCAUGUGGCCUUGCUUCCUCCCUUACCUUUCUCAGAGGUAACAGCUACUGUCUUCAGUUGCUUUCCCAUGGCGAUGAUUAAUGUUGGGACCAGCAACUUGGGGGAGGAGGGGGCUUGUCCCAUGUUACACUUCCAGUCCAUCAGCGAGGGAAGGUUGGGUGGGAACUCAAAGCAGGAACCUAGAAACCAUGCAGGGGGUUGCCUAUUGGCGCCAUCUCUCUGGCUGGUGCUUCAUUCAAUCAACACUUAUAUGACCCAGAACCCCCUGCCUAGGGGUGGCACUGUCCACAGUGGGCUGGGCCUUCUCACAUCAAUCAGCAAUAAAGAAAAUGCCCGCACAGAUGUGCCCACAGGCAAGUCUGGCUGAGACAGUUUCCCGGUUGAGGAGCCCUCCGAAAAUGCAGGGCUGGGUGAAGUUGACAACUGAAACCAAACAAGAUAAUAAUUAGAGGCUCAGAGGGUAGCACCUGUGACUUGGAGCCUCAGUUGGGAGCACAAAGGUCCUUGUGUUCACACAUAAGCACCAGGCAUCCCUUGGAAAGCUACCAAACUUUUCGACUGGACUCUACCCCCAAGAGUCCAUUGAUGGGGGCUGGAGAGCCAGCUCAGAGGUUAAGUGGCUGUUCUUGCAGAGGACUCAAAUUCAAUUCCCAACACCACAUGGUCUCUCACAACCACCUACAACUCCAAUUCCAAGGGAUCCAAUGGCAUCUUCUGGCUUCUGAGGGACCAGGCAGACUGGUGGUUUACAAUGCAGGCAAAACACUCACAUAAAUAAAAUAAUAAAGUUAAAUUAAAAACAAAAGUUCUAGCCGGGCGUGGUGGCGCACGCCUUUAAUCCCAGCACUCGGGAGGCAGAGGCAGGCGGAUUUCUGAGUUCGAGGCCAGCCUGGUCUACAAAGUGAGCUCCAGGACAGCCAGGGCUAUACAGAGAAACCCUGUCUCGAAAAACCAAAAAAAAAAACCAAAAAAAAAAAAAAAAAAAAAAAAAAAAAAAAAAAAAAAAAAAAACAAAAGUUCUUUAAUGGUCUGAAUACCUGUGGGAUACUGAGAACAUAGGAUGUUCUACAGGUGAGCUACUGUACAGCCACACGGGUGAUCACUGCCCUGAAGACAGACCUGCCUUCCAGGCAGCUACCACUAGCUGGCUCUGUGAGCUCCAGCAGAGUGCUCUUCCCCCAAAGCCUCCUGGUCUUUCUCUUGAAGCCAAGAGCACCUCAAAUGGUAGUGGUGUGCUUCUAAUGGAGGUGGCUGGCUGUUUCUGCAACAUGGAGCUGGGGUGGGGCAUCCCAGUGUCAAAGACUGCAGAGGGGAUUGCUGCACUGCACAGCUUGCAAGCCUUUCCUGAUGACCAGGAGAGUUCCAUAACCAGGUCUGUAGUUCCCACCUUGGCAGACACAGCCAAGCCCUCAGCCCCAGUCACUUCCCACUCCCUGCUCUCCAGGUACCACCCGGGUCAGUGAGAUACUUGGCAUGGUCUAUCAGGAUGCUGACCUAGAGAAAUGUCUCUAGGCUUCCAUCUGGUUUCAGGUUCCCUUCCUAGAGCUCAGAAGCCCUGGUGACCCCCUCAUGUAUGUGAAGAAAUAGUAGGAAAAUGACCAGGGUCUUGAAGCUCUGGAAAGCACUCCAGCCCUGAGGUUCCUCAAAACUCACUGGCCUGUGUCUCUGGUCCCCCAGAGUUCGCUGGAUGAAGGUCAAGGUGAGAGCCAGGGCAGUGCUAGCCAAUCCUGGAUAGACCCUUGGUCCUGUGCUGCUGAGGUCUCUGCUGUCUCAUGGAGUAAGAGGCCAUCUGCCUGUCAGUGUUGUGGGGUUCAGGAUGGAGAUCUGAGAGAAGGGGAGUCACAGAAAAAGGCGCUCACAGAACAUGGAAGAGAGCUGGCUAGACCCAGAUCUGCCUUGUUCUAGUACAGGUAUGGUGGCCCCUCAGGGGACCAACCUGAUCUAGUUGUUUGUAUAGGUGGCUUGUCCUUGCUGUAAAUAAAAUAGAACUCCAGGUGCAUUCUGACUCUUGGCUUCAGGCCACAAUAUGUGUGUGUGUAUGUGUGUGUGUGUGUGUUUGGUUGUACUGAGGCAGGACAUCACAGUGAAAGUUCAUGGGGAACAGUAAGGAAUGAGACCCCCCAGAAUGCCAUCCAUACAUGAGUCAUGAGCGGAUCAAUCUCCACGUUAGGUCAGUUCUCAUGAACUAGCCAUUGCACAACAGUGCUGCCCAGCUAGAGUGAAGCCUUCAGCAAGAGUGAUACCCGAGCCAGGAACAACCAAAUUCCAGAUCAACAGCACCCAUAUCACAAGGUUGCAACAGUCCAGCCUUUGACCCUGUUUCUCCUUUGCCAUCACAGGAGAAAAUUCCCUCAGUGUGUUGUGAUGGGUGACAGGAACUCAGGAUGGUUUAGACAUGGGGUCAGAUGCCUUUAAUAUUGGAGCAUUGGAGAAGCAGACAGGUCUUUAUGAUUUUGAGGCUAGCCUGGUCUACAUAUUGAAUUUCAGAUCACCCCGAGCUACUCCCCAACUCUCAAACCAAACAACAAAAUAAAACACAACACGGC
Messenger RNA from Mus musculus (house mouse), 3692 nucleotides. RefSeq names its product SLX1 structure-specific endonuclease subunit homolog B (S. cerevisiae) (gene Slx1b). Bases 181 to 993 code for a protein of 270 amino acids. The record is from RefSeq and is marked validated. Gene Ontology annotation, biological process: t-circle formation; DNA recombination; DNA repair. Gene Ontology annotation, molecular function: 5'-flap endonuclease activity; crossover junction DNA endonuclease activity. The transcript has 6 exons. Gene Ontology annotation, cellular component: Slx1-Slx4 complex; nucleus. Lineage: Eukaryota; Metazoa; Chordata; Mammalia; Rodentia; Muridae.